AUGCUGAGCUUCUCCUCCUCCUCCAAUGGCGCAGCAGGGUUGGGUCUGUGCUCAGGUGCCAGCAAGAUGCAGAGUGUGUUGUCGAGGGUGAGGGGGCCUUUCACUCCCACGCAGUGGAUGGAGCUGGAGCACCAGGCCCUGAUCUACAAGCACUUCGCGGUCAAUGCCCCUGUGCCGUCAAGCUUGCUCCUCCCUAUCAAAAGAAGCCUCAAUCCAUGGAGUAGCCUUGGCUCCAGCUCAUUAGGAUGGGCACCAUUUCGUUCUGGCUCUGGUGACGCAGAACCAGGAAGAUGCCGCCGCACAGAUGGCAAGAAGUGGCGGUGCUCUAGAGAUGCUGUUGGGGACCAAAAAUACUAUCCGACCAUGGUUGUUUCUGGUGGUUCAUUGUUGUACAGCCAUGCUGUGGCUUGGCAGCAGCAGGGCAAAAGCUUAGCUGCUAAUAUGACUGAUCCGUUCUCACUAGUGUCCAACAGGAAUUUGCUGGAUAAACAGAAUAUAGGCGACCAGUUCUCUGUAUCCACUUCCAUGGAUUCCUUUGACUUCUCAGCGUCACAUUCUUCCCCAAACCAUGACAAAGUAGCAUUUUCACCGGUGGAUAUACAGCAUGAACAUGAUCAGCUGUAUCUUGUGCAUGGAGCAGGCAGUUCAGCAGAAUACGUUAACAAGUCUCAGGAUGGUCAGCUACUGGUCUCCAGGGAAACAAUUGAUGAUGGACCUCUAGGCGAGGUUUUCAAAGGCAAGAGUUGCCAGUCAGCAUCUGUGGACAUCUUAACUGACCAAUGGACUUCAACUUGUGAGUUGCAUUCUCCAACCGGAAUCCUACAAAUGUCUAGUAGCAACACAGUGCCAGUAGAGAACCACACAAGUAACAAUAGCUAUCUCAUGGCGAGGAUGGUGAAUUCUCUGACGGUCCCAACACUCCACUAA
Messenger RNA from Miscanthus lutarioriparius, 927 nucleotides. The record is from the annotation of a GenBank genome assembly. Lineage: Eukaryota; Viridiplantae; Streptophyta; Magnoliopsida; Poales; Poaceae.